AUGGUGGACUCCGAAGGGACCUGUGCUGGAGCCAGCCAGGAAGGCUUCCUGGAGGAGGCGGGGCUUGAGACUGACUCAGAAGAGUAUAGGACCUCUGAGCUCUUGGAAUGGAAGCUGCUGGGAUUGCCCUGGGCGCCCACCCGCGAUGUCCUGCUGGUCUCCGCCAUCAUCACCGUCAGCCUUAGCGUCACUAUCAUACUCUGCGGCCUCUGCCACUGGUGUCAACGCAAACUGGGCAAGCGCUACAAGAAUUCCUUGGAGACGGUGGGCACGCCAGACUCAGGGCGUGGGCGCAGUGAGAAGAAGGCCAUCAACGAUCUAGACAGAGACUUUUGGAAUAACAAUGAGAGCACAGUGCAGCAGAAAUGGAGCUCCUACCCUCCCAAGGAGUUUAUUCUAAACAUUUCACCCUACGCCCCUUAUGGCGACCCACGACUGUCCCUCAAGUUGCCUGCAGGAGGGAAGGCAGUGAACACAGCUCCAGUGCCCAGCCAGACGCCUCACGAUGAGUCUGACCGUCGGACCGAGCCACGCUCCUCUGUCUCGGACCUCGUCAACUCCCUCACCAGCGAGAUGCUCAUGCUCUCCCCAGGCUCAGAGGAGGACGAGGCCCACGAGGGCUGCAGCCGAGAGAACCUGGGCCGGAUCCAGUUCAGCGUCGGCUACAACUUCCAGGAGUCCACGCUCACUGUGAAGAUCAUGAAGGCCCAGGAGCUGCCGGCCAAGGACUUCAGCGGCACCAGCGACCCCUUUGUCAAGAUCUACCUGCUGCCAGACAAGAAGCACAAGCUGGAGACCAAGGUGAAGAGGAAGAACCUGAACCCCCACUGGAACGAGACCUUCCUCUUCGAAGGUUUCCCCUACGAGAAGGUGGUGCAGAGGGUCCUCUACCUCCAAGUCCUGGACUAUGACCGCUUCAGCCGCAACGACCCCAUUGGGGAGGUGUCCAUCCCCCUCAACAAGGUGGACCUGACCCAGAUGCAGACCUUCUGGAAGGAUCUGAAGCCAUGCAGCGAUGGGAGUGGGAGCCGAGGGGAGCUGCUCUUGUCUCUCUGCUACAACCCCUCUGCCAACUCCAUCAUCGUGAACAUCAUCAAAGCCCGGAACCUCAAAGCCAUGGACAUCGGGGGCACAUCAGACCCCUACGUGAAGGUGUGGCUGAUGUACAAGGACAAGCGGGUGGAGAAAAAGAAGACGGUGACCAUGAAAAGGAACCUGAACCCCAUCUUCAACGAGUCCUUUGCCUUCGAUAUCCCCACGGAGAAGCUGAGGGAGACGACCAUCAUCAUCACUGUCAUGGACAAGGACAGGCUCAGCCGUAAUGACGUCAUUGGCAAGAUCUACCUGUCCUGGAAGAGCGGGCCUGGGGAGGUGAAGCACUGGAAGGACAUGAUCGCCCGUCCCCGGCAGCCUGUGGCCCAGUGGCACCAGCUGAAGGCCUGAGGGGGCCAAAGGAGGCUGAGGGGGCCAAGGGACCGGGUCCCCAUCAUGCCCUCACCACUUUAUGCACAAAGCCCGGCCUGGCCCCCCUGCCAUGGGUGAGGGGAGGACCCUGACGGCUUGGCCAGGGAGGGGUCCUGGAAAUCAUUAGGGCCCCAUUUCUAGGAAGAACCAGCCCCAUCCUCCACCAGUCCAGCUCUGGGGGAGGGGCUCUGGGAGCCAUUUUCCUGCUUUGCCCCUUUCCUUCCUGACUUGCUGAUACUAAAGAAGUGGGGGAGGUCAUGAGAGCCAGACGGGCAGACAGGCAGAUCCCUCCAGAGGCCCGCCAGGUGGGCACAGUCCCCCCGUUUUCUUUAAGGCAGUGCCUGGAGUGGAGAGAGGCUGUCCCCUCCC
Messenger RNA from Miniopterus natalensis, 1833 nucleotides. The record is from RefSeq and is a predicted model, not a curated record. Lineage: Eukaryota; Metazoa; Chordata; Mammalia; Chiroptera; Miniopteridae.